GGUGCUAAGCGAGCAUUUCUCCAAUCAUCAGACCAUAUAAACACAUUAGUGUUCUCCACUGUUGAAAAAAUGAAAACCCCAAUCUUGGUUCCUUUGAUCCUUCUGCUGGGGAUCACACUAACAACGAGUACUGGGCAGUACCAAUUCGGAGACAUCAUUGCAUUUGAGAGAACGUGUGUAGGAGAUAAAACAGUCUACAAGCACUAUGCUAUUUAUGUGGGCCCAAGUACAGGAAUAGACGUCGGCCAAGGAGAUAACGACAUAUAUCACCUCACAGGUAAAGGAUGCAUGGUUUCUGAGGCUAAGUUUGGUAAACUUAACGACGUGAAGAAAACGUCAAAAGUCUUAAAGGACAAUUACCUCGAUGAUCAUGGCUACAAAAUGAAAUAUGACAAAGGCUUCGAGGAUCAGGUGAAGAAGCGAAUUGGGGACACACGUGGACAAUGGAGCUUCUAUAGACUCUUCAACAACAACUGUGAACAAUUUGCUACCCAGAUCCGCUACGGGGUGCCCAGUCUUCAGCAGAAAGGCACAAUGGCUGAAUCUGUUUUAAAAGGAAAGGAGUCAGCAACUAAAGUGCUGGAGAACAUAGCCAAACACAUGACCAUGGAGACGCAGUGUCCUUUUACUGAUGGCUAACAAGUGUCUCACCAUCUACAUCUGUCUUUCAGCCUUUCUUGCUCUCCUCUUCUUUACUCACAUGACGUGAGGUCUUAUUCUAAAUAAAUAAUAAUUAGCAAGAA
Molecule: messenger RNA, 743 nt
Organism: Etheostoma cragini (Arkansas darter)
Lineage: Eukaryota; Metazoa; Chordata; Actinopteri; Perciformes; Percidae
Product: phospholipase A and acyltransferase 3-like
Exons: 5
Coding region: 70-639 (189 amino acids)
Biological process (GO): N-acylphosphatidylethanolamine metabolic process
Cellular component (GO): cytoplasm
Molecular function (GO): glycerophospholipid phospholipase A1 activity; A2-type glycerophospholipase activity
Source: RefSeq, a predicted model, not a curated record